CCAUUUUAAAGUAGUCAACUCGCUGAUUUGGUGGGGAUCAAUAUGGGUUGUAGCCUCAAUGGCGCUGCCCAUGCUGUCACAAACGCUUUAAAGGCACAUGUAUAAAGUUGAGUCCUCUAUCUAUCUCUAUGGUCGGUCCAUGAACGUUACUAUCAACGCGGCUGCAAAUUGAAGAUGGCGGACUUGUUGGGGACUGUGCCGUCUGCUGAAAAAGAAACCGAAAAUAAGGACAAGAAGGAGAAACGGCCAUGGGAUGAUAUACCAAGGUCGGGGGAAAUCGGUAAAACUCCAGAUCUGGCGGAAACAUUGAGCUUUUACGAUAUAAAUGCUGUCAGACGGGAGCAACGUGAACGUGAUAACUCAGAUCCGUCGCUGGCUCGCUUCAUGUGUGCUGAGCUGACCCGGGGCUACUUCCUGGAGCACAACGAAGCAAAAUACACAGAGCGCAGAGAGCGAGUGUACACAUGCAUGCGCAUUCCCAGAGAACUGGAAAAGCUGAUGAUCUUUGGCUUCUUCCUGUGUCUGGAUGCCUUCCUCUACGUGUUCACGCUGCUUCCCCUCCGGGUGCUGCUGGCCCUGCUACACCUCCUCACCCUGCCCUGCUGCAGCCUCGGUGGCUCACGCCUGCUGCAGCCGGCCCAGGUGUGUGACAUCUUGAAGGGACUGAUAAUGGUGCUGUGCUACUCCAUGAUGCACUACGUGGACUACAGCAUGAUGUACCACCUGAUCCGGGGACAGUCCGUCAUCAAACUCUACAUCAUCUACAACAUGCUGGAGGUAGCCGACAGGCUGUUCUCGUCGUUUGGCCAAGACAUCCUUGACGCUCUCUACUGGACGGCCACAGAGCCCAAAGAGAGGAAGAGAGACAGCAUAGGGGUCAUCCCCCACUUCCUCAUGGCUGUAUUCUACGUCUUCCUGCAUGCCAUCCUCAUCAUGGUCCAGGCGUCAACGCUCAACGUGGCUUUCAACUCCCACAAUAAGUCCCUGCUCACCAUCAUGAUGUCCAACAACUUUGUGGAGAUCAAAGGAAGUGUGUUCAAGAAGUUUGAGAAGAACAACCUCUUUCAGAUGUCCAACAGUGAUAUCAAGGAACGGUUCACCAGCUACGUACUCCUUCUCAUCGUCUGCCUCAGGAACAUGGAGCAGUUCUCAUGGAGCCCAGAUCAUCUCUGGGUGUUGUUACCUGAUGUCUUCAUGGUGAUCGCCUCCGAGAUCGCAGUGGACGUCAUCAAACACGCCUUCAUCACCAAGUUCAACGAGAUCACGGCAGAUGUAUACAGUGAAUACAGAGCCAGCCUGGCCUUCGAUCUCGUCAGCUGUCGGCAGAAAAACGCCUGCACAGACUACAGCGAUUCCGUAGCCAGGAGAAUGGGCUUCAUUCCUCUUCCUCUUGCAGUCCUGCUAAUCCGAGUGGUGAUGAGUUCAGUGAAUGUACAGGGAGCCCUGUCCUACUCCUGUGUGUUCCUCUUUUACAUGGGAAUGGUGACCCUGAAAGUGCUUAACAGUAUUGUGCUGCUGGGGAAGUCGUGUGUGUACGUGAAGAGAGCCAACAUGGAGGACAAGCUGUUUGAGAAGCCCCCCACAGCCGUCCCCGGGAAGACGCCCAGUCGAACCAGCAAGACAUCCAGGUGUACUGCCCCCUCAGGUGAUCUGUCAGGGGAUCCGUGGUCUGAGCGGUCUCCAUCCACUCCUUCCUGCACCUCCAUCCCCCCCUCCUCCUCUGUCACCACCCAGCCUACUCCCACCGUCAUCCCCACCCCACAGGCAGAGACUGUGGCCCCUCCCACCACUUCCCCCACCACCACCCCAACCAGACCCUCCACCAGCCCAGAACCGGACCCUGACACCCUCACCCCCUCGCCCCCUGCCACUCCCGAGCAGAAGGAGGGGGAUGGGACGGAGGGCACAGAGCUCAAGCACAGGACCCCUAAAAAGGACCUGCUGGACGUAGACCGCUUUACGAUAUGUGGAAACCGCAUUGAUUGACCCCUCUGAGCCCUUCCAUUGACCUUUGACCCCCCCCCCCGAUAGCCACUCAGGAGAGGCGGUGAGCAAGACGCACCUCAGCACUUCUGCUCUCUUAGCGAAAUCCAGCGGAAGCAGAGUAUAUUUAUUUAGUUAGACAUACAGCAAGUUAUUGUGGACUCUGGGACAUGCUGUUUAAUUUAAGUUUACUUGCUGUUUUUCGCCUGCUGGGUUUGGGGCUCGACAAAGAGAGCUACCGAAGACUGCCAGAGGAAUUGUUGUUUUCAUGGCAACCUAGUUGUCUGUACCAAUGAUGUAUAUAAACCCUGGAUUGCUGAUGCUUUAUAUUGGCCAUUGAGAAGCUUUGAAGCCACCGGUCGGCCAUAUUGGCACUCCCCAGUAUUACAAUUCAAUGUUUCAAGGACAAAAUAACAUGUAUAUAAGUGUUUUGUUGUUAUAGUGGGGACAAUUACAUUUAGUAGUAAAAAUAAAUGUUUUAAUAGUAUAAUAUAAAUACAAGUAUGCAUUAAGAUGUCUAAUAGAAUAAAUGUGUAAAAAAAAAAAAACGAAUGUAGACAUUAAUACAUUUCUAUAGCUUCUAAAAUCUAUUUUACAAUGGAGGAGGAGUACCAAGAUGGCUGCACGAUGGCUUCAGUACAGCACCCCAUUCCAGUCAUCCAGGAUGCUAGAUACACUGUGUGUGUGUGUGUGUGUGUGUGUGUGUGUGUGUGUGUGUGUGUGAACACGAACGUGGAACAUGAGACAUUGGUGCACCUUCUCAGAUACACAGCAAAAGAGGAACAAAGUUAUCUGUCAAUGUUCUACCGUUUUAUUUGGACAUAUUGGAUAAAAACGACUGAUUAGCUAUUUGCUCAUCAAAAAGCUUUACCCAGUUUAUUGGAAUUUUGCGGGAUAAAAUAUCACUACUGGUAUGAGCUCCAUUUGGUCGUGUAAAGAACAUCUCCACAGAAGUGAGAUUUUUUUUUAGACAGCUUUCUUUUACAGAUAUUUUAAUCAUUCAAUUUGACUUAAAAUAAUAUUUGAUGGUUAUUUGUUUGCCAUUACCGCGCGUAUUACUCAUAAUACAUAUUGCCUUUGGGGAAAAGUUCAUACUAGCAUUUUAUGAUGGCAAAAAUCCCUAGUUUGCGCUGAUGAAACGUUACCGUAUUGUCUUAAUUAAAUAUGCUACAGAUGACAGGGUUUGGAGCUAUUUCUCUUCAUUUGACGCUCAUGCAAUGUUUUAAUUACUAUUGUAAUAAGGAUCUAUUUUUGGAGCUGCCAGUUGUAAUAUUUUAUAGUAUUUUUGCGCAUGGAACUUCCACUGAACUCUCUCCAAGGGUCACUUUUUGUAGUGUUCUUAUGCAAGCAAUGAUGGAAAACUGUCCACUUUAAUCUCAUCUGUUUGGUUCAUAACUUCACCGUGAUAUGAAAUGGCCCUCUUUUUGGGAUGAUGAUAAUGAUGAUAAAUAAAUGAAAGUUAUUUUGCAAUUGUGGCAAUAUCCAACAAGAACUGAGUGAGAGGGGAAUCUCUCGGUCAAUUGUCUCCUCAGGUGCUCCCUGGUCCGAGCGAAGCCCCUCCACUCCCCCCUGCACCUCCAUCCCCUUCUGUCACCAGCCAGCCCACCCCUUCCCCGCCCUCACCAUUGGAAUUAUGAUUUUACCAUUGAUGAAUGAACAUGGGGAGACCCUUGUAGAGUAGAUGUUAUUUUUCAGUUGAGGUAAUCUGACGGUCACACUCGCACCAUGGGUGACCUCACCUUCUACAGACGGGGCGAUGACUCAGGUCGUGUAAAUCCACCCCCAGCCAAGCACGUCUUAGAGGGCUAAGCGUCUUACCUCGCAGGCUGAGCCGGCCCUAGCUCUCUCUCCUCUCUCAGGCUUCCAUGAAGCCGUUCCCUGGUAGAAGUAGUCUGGCUGGAGCCUGUCCAGUGACACGAAGCAUUAAAUGUACAGGCUCACUCUACGGGUUGUGUUUUAACAACUAACGUUCACGUAACUCCUACCCUAACCAUAUAUACUGAACAAAAAUAUAAACGUAACAAUUUCAACAAGUUACAGUUCUUAUAAGGAAAUCAGUCCGUUUAAAUAAAUUCAUUAGGCCCUAAUCUAUGGAUUUGACAUGACUUGGCAGGGGCGCAGCCAUGGGUGGGCCACCUGGGAAGGCAUACCCACCCACAUGGGAGCCAGGCCCAGCCAAUCUGAAUUAGUUUUCCCCACAAAAGGGCUUCAUUACGGACAAGCUGGAUGGUGAAGAAGCUGGAUGUGGAGGUCAUGGGCUGUUGUGGUUACACGUGAUCUGCAGUUGUGAGGCCAGUUAGAAUACUGCCAAAUUCUGUAAAACAGCGUAGGAGGCAUGUUAUGGUAGAGAAAUGAACAUGUAAUUCUCUGCCAACAGCUCUGGUGGACAUUCCUGCAGUCAGCAUGCCAAUUGCACGCUCCCUCAAAACGUGAAACAUCUGUGGCAUUGUGUUGUGACAAAACUGCACAUUUUAGAUUGGCCUUUUAUUGUCCACAGCACAAGGUGCACCUGAGUAAUGAUUAUGCUGUUUAAUCAGUUUCUUCACAUGCCACACCUGUCAGGUGGAUGAAUUAUCUUGACAAAGGAGAAAUGCUCACUAACAGGGAUGUAAACAAAUUUGUACAAAACAUUUGAGAGAAAUAAGAUUUUUGUGCAAAUGGUA
Molecule: messenger RNA, 4646 nt
Organism: Oncorhynchus nerka (sockeye salmon)
Lineage: Eukaryota; Metazoa; Chordata; Actinopteri; Salmoniformes; Salmonidae
Product: transmembrane anterior posterior transformation protein 1 homolog
Exons: 14
Coding region: 175-1986 (603 amino acids)
Biological process (GO): positive regulation of cilium assembly
Cellular component (GO): endoplasmic reticulum membrane; ciliary basal body
Source: RefSeq, a predicted model, not a curated record